UGUUGGCCUGCCAACCACCAUUCAUACAGAAGAAGUAGGUGGUGCCUGAUAAACACAGCUGUGUCUCUGUUGGGAAACCAUGUAGUUUAAUGUCCUCUAAAUAAAUGACUUCUUGUUGCAAGUCUUCUCCUGCUCCACAAACCCAUCAACAGAUGUUAGAGGAAUACCUAUGAAAUCCAGAGAGACUGUGAGCCUCCAGAAGAAGCUCUGGAUGCACAGCAAAUGCCACCUGAUACCACACUAACACGUCUCAGAACAAUGCAGAACAUUUCCAGCAAAGACCGAGCUCACCACUGCUCCGAGUGUGGAAAGAGUUUUAUUGACGGACGUAAUCUCCGAAGACACCGGCACAUUCACAUAGAGAAACCAUAUUGUUGCUUAGAGUGUGCAAAAUGUUUUACUGUACAGAGCAAUCUCCAAGUGCACCAGUGCAUUCACACGGGAGAGAAACCAUACCGAUGCUUAGAGUGUGGGAAGAGUUUUAAUCGAAAGACUCAUCUCCAGGUACACCAGCGCAUUCACACAGGAGAGAAACCGUAUCAGUGCUCUGAAUGUGGGAAGAGUUUUAAUCGAAAGAGUAAUCUCCAACUACACCAGCGCAUUCACACAGGAGAGAAGCCAUUUCAGUGCUCAGAAUGUGGGAAGUGCUUUACUGUAUAUGGGAAUCUUCAAGGGCACCAACGCAUUCACACGGGAGAGAAACCGUAUCCCUGCUCGGAAUGUGGGACAAGUUUUAAUCAAAAAAGCCAUCUCCGAGCACACCAGCGCAUUCACACUGGAGAGAAACCGUAUCAGUGCACAGAAUGUGGGAAGUGCUUUACUUCACGGAGUAAUCUCAAAGUGCACCGACACAUUCACACAGGAGAGAAGCCGUAUCAGUGUUUAGACUGUGGGAAGAGUUUUACUGUAAAGAGCGGCCUCCAAGUACACCAGCGCAUUCAUACAGGAGAGAAACCAUAUCGCUGUUUAGAGUGUGGAAUGAGUUUUACGCUGCGGAGCACUCUCCAGAGUCACCAGCGCAUUCACACAGGAGAGAAACCGUACUACUGCUCGGACUGUGGGAAGAGUUUUUCACAGAGUAGCCACAUCAUACGACACCAGCGCAUUCACACAGGAGAGAAACCGUAUCAGUGCUUAGAGUGUGGGAAGUGUUUUAGUUCACAGGGUAAUCUCCAAAGACACCAGCGCAUUCACACGGGAGUAAAACCAUUUUGCUGUUCAGAGUGUGGAAUGAAUUUUAAUCAAAAGAGUCAUCUCCAAGUACACCAGAGCAUUCACACAGGUGUGAAACCAUAUCAGUGCUCCGAGUGUGGAAAGAGCUUUACUGACAGAUGUAAUUUCCAAAGACACCAGCGCAUUCACACAGGGGAAAAACCUUAUUCCUGUUCAGAGUGCGGAAUGAGCUUCACUCUGCAGAGCAGUCUCCAAGAACACGAGCGCAUUCACACAGGAGAGAAACCGUUUCAGUGUUCAGAGUGUGGGAAAAACUUUAAUCGAAAGAGCAAUCUCCAAAUACAUCAGCGCAUUCACACAGGAGAGAAGCCGUAUUACUGUUCGGAGUGUGGAAUGAGUUUUACCGUGCAGAUUAAUCUCCAAAUACACCAGCGCGUUCACACAGGAGAGAAACCGUAUCAGUGCUCAGAGUGUGGGAAGAGUUUUUCACAUAACGGUGCCUUCAGAAAACACCAGCGCAUGCACAUGGUAAAGAAAGCUGGGCAGGGGUGGACGGAGUCAAACAUCUACUCUGGACUUCAACCUUUCAACCUCACAGAAGCAGAUCAGCCACCAAAGUGAAAAUACCAGCUGUUACGACCCCACAGGCAAAUCUGGGGGAUAAUGGGUUCGGUAACAUAUGAUUUAAAAUGUGACGCUUGGAGCACGAACCAGGAAAGAGCAAGACAUGAAUCGGUUUCUGCUUUUUUACCAUUUAAUGCACGCUAGGGUGUAGUACAAUCACUCUAGGAUCACAGAAAGUCCUCCAAAAAUAUGAUUACUUACACUAUUAACAAUAUUUACAAAAUGGCAAGUAUACUUGCUGCUUAAGAGAAUGAGAUUCUGGACCUGAACGGCACUAAAGGAAAGAAAUCAUUAAAACAAACAAACAAACAAAAAAACACUACCCUAGCAGCAAAACAAAACAUCUACACUGAUCUUACCUAUACCAAAACGUAAAUACAAGGGUUGGCGCCCGCCCCUUACCUAAGAUGUCUAUACAUUGGGCUGCUACGUGGUGUAAAAAUGUAUGAGCGUGUCUGUCUAGCCUGUCCAGAGCCCCAAGACAGCACAGCAGCAUAUGAGAGAGAAAACAGACAGAUGUAAAACAGCAAGGCAAUAAAGCAAUCGUGUUUUAACAACUCAAGGUACAAAAGCACAGGCUGACAUGGUCUAGCCAAAUCUCCAACUCAUGUGACAAAGCUAGCGCAGAUACACACAAAACUACAUGUGCCAAAAGAGUACAAAGCUUAUGUGUCUGCAUCUGUAACAACAAAGACCAGGAGCACAUUAAACAGCUUGGCGUACAGGGAGAACGCAGGCCUGUCGACAAGCUUUGCCUGGCUGGUUUUAAAGUUCAGGUCCCUCCUCCAGUGCCGGAAUUCUGCAUGAUGAUUGGUCGAUGUGAAAUGGUAGAUGUCGAGCCUCUAAUGACGACUGACACUACAACCAACCUAUAGCAGAGAUUGGAACCAAACGAGGGAGGAGACAUACGAGAGAGAGAGAAAAAGAAACAGAUAGAAACAGAGAGAAAAAGAGAAACACCGGCCAGACACCCCUUUAUCCAGCCCGGCCACGUAACACCAGCAGAGACUUAGUUCUACAAGGUUAUUUUUCUUCUGUCGGAUAGGUAGUGGGGAGUAGAGGUCUGCAGAGGUCUGUUUGUUCAGUCCUGUUACUGCAAGAUUUCAUCCCACUUCCAAAGAAAAUUGGAAUCAUUUGUCCGCUCCCGUCCGCAACCGAAGCAUUAUGUCCCACUCCCGCCCACGCAGUCUCGUCAAGGCGAAAUGACAUCCAAUAUCUGACAUAGUCUGUUCACAAAUACCUUAUCCUCUGAAAUAACACGGCUGUCGUGGUCAUCAGGCUGAAGGCUCUGCUGUCUCUGUAAGCUACGAGUUUGCAUGUUGUUCACAUGAUGAGCACUGGAAAAUUAGUCCUCUGUGGCAGGAGUGCAGAACUAUAGCUGGAAGCAUUUACGUUUAAUGGCGUUUUUUAAUGUGCACCAUCAGUAAUUUCAAAUGUCUUAAAACUAUGCCAAACAUGUUUUGUUUUGGAUAAAUUUGACAAUGACAAUUUGAUGUCAUGGUUGUAUUACUGAAGCAUUCUAAUCUAAGUCGUUGAUUGAUUUCUAAUAGUAUUGCUAGCUGUAAAAUAUUAAACUGAUAUUGGCUGGAUGGGUAAAGUACAGUAUUAUUGUAAUCACCCCAUUGUAAUACAGCACUGUUUUGAAGCAUAUAAACAGCUUUCUGGGGGAGCUGGUCAAGCUAAAGCACAGCUUCAACACAGUGGUGUUGUUUUCCAAAGCAUCUUAUUGUAAAGAUCACCAGGUGAUCUGAUCAACUGGUAGAGAGAAUGUUUAGUGUGAUGUGAUGCAGAGUCAUCCUUGUACCAAGAUACUUCUGGGAAAUCCAGCUAGAGUUAGUUUAACACAAUGGGCUUCGUAAAUUUGUUCUUGAAAAAGUCUACAUGAGAUUCAUGACGUGUUCUUAAACUGCAGAAUUGUUCACACCUUUGUGCUCUUGACUGUGUGUAGAUUCUGUUCUUAACCACGAACUAAUCCCAAAUAAGAAAUAUUGGCGAAUGUCAAUCUUAGUGAAAUCUGCGUAAUUUGGUUAAGAACAAAUGUCUUCUUAAGAAUGGUUGGUGAAUGAUGCCCAAUGUUACUAAGCCUCUCAAUGUAGCCACUCAAGCUGUUUAAUUUUGGGGUCUUUUUAUUCACACAUUCAGCAAACAUGUACUACAGACGUCAUGUAACUAAAAUCUGCUUACAAUUUACCAUGCUCAUGUUUGUUGGACUUUGUGUUUGACAGUCUUUUUUUUACUAAUCAUUUGUAUUUUGAGGCAUGUAUUGUUUUCAUAUUGUUUUGGUUCUGGGUGGAUUUAGUGUUUCUUCUUGAAAAAGACAAGUACGGGACCCCCUAGAUGUACAUUUUAAAAUUAAGUUCUGGACUCCAGAAGUGGCGUAACUGUCUGCGCUGCAAAAAAUGUUAACUUGGCAAGUGAAAUCAUCUUAAAUCCAGUUGACAUCUGAUAUUUCUCAUUUUGAGGUUGUUGUAAUAAGUUUAUAACAUUAUUUAAAGGACCCAUAUCCUACCUUUUUGUUUUGAGGUCCACUUGCAAAGGUUUUUGUGGGUUAAGCUACCCAACAGUCAUAUUUCUUGACCAUUUUCUAGCCUUGCUUUAUUCCCUAGUAUUAAACAGGCUGUAUUUACUCUCUUUAAGAUCUUGUUUUGUGCUUAAAAGGCCAGCACAAUAAACUUAAAAUAAUUAAAGUGGAGAAGGGGGGUGUUAUAUUAGUAACAAUAAAACAACUAAAUUAUACAAAACUGACCUUUUGUAUAGUAACAAAUAAAUGGCUUAGAUCACACUAGAGCCACCCAUUUCUGCAGAUUUUUAAUAGGUUAAUGCAUAGUUGCUGUUCUGUUAGCAUUCAUGGUGAGAGGCUGAGCUGGUAAACCUGAACACAAAACGCCAUCAUGGUGAGAAUAACAAAAACAUGUAAAAUGCAUCCAGACUUCACAUUUAACUAGAGUAUACUGUGACAUUUAAUAUUUCUAAUUUAUAGAUAUAAUUAUAUGUUAAUUAACAGCACCCAACAAAAGCGCCAAGAAUACUGGGAAGCACUGCCAGUAGGACUUAUCCAAAAAUUAACUGACAAGGUAACAAAUAAGGUGAAGAUUGACCUAAUUAACUAAUGAUUGUUACUAGAUUUGUAGUAGUAAUAUUAACAAAUUAGUAAAUAAAAAAAAGAUUAGUGCAGUUAUUGGUUUACAGUGUGUGGUACUGGAGCUAGAACUGAGUAUUUCUAUCUGCAUGUAAUUGGGGAAAGAGGUGAUCGUUUGGGAACCUAACAGGUCUUUGGCCUGACUGAGACAGACUCUUUCUGACAUCGUUAAGGGAAACACUAUCUUUGUUGACUGCUGUGUUGAGUAUUGUUUCGGGGCCAUACGAGUCUGUGUUAUAAUAGUUUUGAUGUGUAAUGAUGAAACAGAAAUUGUGUACAUAGAGUAUGUCUAAUAUAAUUUGAAUAAAGAUAUAACUGCUUUGACCAAUUCUAUAUUACGCAGGGAAAACACAUGUGGGUGUGCUCAUCCCCACCAUCUAUCUCGCACCCCCCCCCUCAUAUGUUUGUGUGCCCAUGAUAACCUGUUACAGAUUAUUGUUCUUUAUUUUUAUGCAUUCAUUAAAUUAUGUUCCCUUUUUAUGUUCCUGUAAUCCUGAAAAAUAUUUUUUUCUUAUAAAAAUGUAUAAUCCA
Colossoma macropomum (tambaqui) is the source of this 5467-nucleotide messenger RNA. RefSeq names its product gastrula zinc finger protein XlCGF26.1-like. The transcript is spliced from 4 exons. Gene Ontology annotation, biological process: regulation of transcription by RNA polymerase II. Lineage: Eukaryota; Metazoa; Chordata; Actinopteri; Characiformes; Serrasalmidae. The record is from RefSeq and is a predicted model, not a curated record. The coding region runs from base 223 to 1794 and encodes 523 amino acids. Gene Ontology annotation, molecular function: RNA polymerase II cis-regulatory region sequence-specific DNA binding; DNA-binding transcription factor activity, RNA polymerase II-specific.